Molecule: messenger RNA, 7663 nt
Organism: Rattus norvegicus (Norway rat)
Lineage: Eukaryota; Metazoa; Chordata; Mammalia; Rodentia; Muridae
Gene: Tut4
Product: terminal uridylyl transferase 4
Biological process (GO): stem cell population maintenance; transposable element silencing by mRNA destabilization; miRNA metabolic process
Cellular component (GO): cytoplasmic ribonucleoprotein granule; cytosol; cytoplasm
Molecular function (GO): nucleotidyltransferase activity; nucleic acid binding; zinc ion binding
Source: RefSeq, a predicted model, not a curated record
UUAAAUUUUUUUUUUUAUUUUUAAAGAGAUCUUGUUAUGCUGGCUUUGAGCUGGUGAUCUUCCUGCCCCAGCUUCCAGAAUGCAGAUGUAAUCCACCACACCUCACACUAGGUUUUCACUUUCGUUUCCUCUUCUGUUCCUUGCCUUAUCUCUCUGAAGUACGGACACAUUUAAAAAUGUUUCAGAUGAGAAAACUCUGGAUUUCUAAUAGUUUGAAGUCACCCAGGUGAUAACUGCUCAAAGCUGGAAGGGUUGAUUCUCAACCCUCUACCCACAGCUCCUAGAUCUGUUGGAGUCAGAGAGAGGGGGAAGUGCAUUUUCAGAUCUUAUUUUCUCCUCUGCAAAUGGAAACUAAAGUAUCUAUUGUCACAAGAUCAUUAUGAAGAUUAGGCUUUUAAGUGUAUGAAGUCUUAGCUCAAUGCCUAGUAGUUAAGUUGGCAGUGCUCGGUCCCUUCUCAGGAAGCUUAAUAGCUUUUGGGAUUUAGAUGGACGAAUCAUGUAAGAGGUGUUCAGUUCUGGGAUGUAGCGGGAAGUCAAUGAACUAUGCAGAGACAAUUGCCUCUCUGUAGCCUCUUAGCAGCUCUGGUCUCUGAGUCAUGAGAAAAUUUGUCAUUAUCUUGUAAAUAUUUAAGAUUCGGCUGCUUCCCUUUAUAAACCCCCCACGUUUAGAGUGUCACACACUUUUUCUGCCUAGUAAGUAUCAAAGACUCAACGACUGCAGUUCUGUGAUUUUUCCAGGUCUGAGUGAAAUAGGAGACUGGCCAAAUAAUAAUCUCGAGGCUUGGAGUUAUUAAAAUAAACUAAUAAAGCCUUCAAGUCUUGUAUGAGUGUAAAUGUAAAUGAGAGGAACCUAACACAUUAAAAAAAAAGGGAGGAAGGAGGGAAACCACUCGUGGUAGUUGUUUCUAUGCCCACCUGAAACUAAAGAAAUGGUUUUUGAAAUGUUUCUCAAGAUUUCUCUGCUUUGUUAUUCCUGAAGUGAUGCAAAGCUGGACUGGUUGCAAGGGUGAAGGGGUAGGGGGCUCUUUCCUGCUAGCAGCUUGACAGUGCUCCAAAGCCAGGGAUGGUUGGAGGGGGUUCAAAAAAAGCGUGGGCAAUCGGACAGUGACAAGCCAGAGCCUGCACCUCUGCGACCUCCCCCUGGGGAACAGCUAGGCAAACUGCCCCCUUUCCCGCCCGGGGGCCUCAGUAGAGCCGCCCGCAGCCGGGGAGCCUGACGUGAGAGGCGCGACAGCGCACGCGACCCUAAGCUUGCUGGCGUCCUCGCGCCGCUCCCUGGCGUCGGCGUGCUGGACCGCAAGACCCUCUCCUUGCAGGCUCGCUACAGCCAGCAAGUCGCGGGUAGCUCCGACCCUUUCCCUCCUCGGGGGCCCGCCCCCAGCUCGGGCGCAGACGAGAGCCCGCGCGCGCUCGCUCGCUCUCCUCAGCGCGGGUGUGUGCGAGCCGUCCUCCCACCGCGAUCCCCUCCCCAUUGUUUCCGGGCGACCGCCACGAGCCCCGGAGCGAAGCCCCUCCCCCACGGGUCUACCCCUCCUCCGCCGAGGUUUGACGGGUGUUUGGGGGAUCCCCAGAAUUAAAGGAGAGGGAGCCCCCGAACCCAGCCCUGGGAGGCUCUGCUCCGGGCCUCCGAGCUAUCUCCUCCCAUCCCCGCCGGGAUCCCUGUCAGGGGAGCGUCGCUGACUCCCCUCCCCCUCUUCCCGGCGCCACUCUCCCUCAGCCCCCUCCCCUCAGCGGGUCCUCCUCUUUCUCUCGCUCCCUCCUCCUCCCCCUCCCCGUCCCUUCCCCCCCCCACAAUGCAGUUCGCGGCGCGGCGGACAUGGCGGUGGAGUCCUGAGCUCGUCGUGUCCUGGCCUCCAUCGGCGGCGGCGACGACGGCGGCGGCGGCGACGGGGGCGGCAGCGGCAGCGGGAGGCGGAGGGGGAGCCGGAGCCUCUGAGAUGAGGAGGCGUCGCGCGCGCCUGUAGCUCGCGGGCUUCUCAGUUUGCUUGCCUAAACUAGAUUUGGAACAGUUCAUAUACCUGAGACCUGCCAUUUUACAGUAUCAAAUUGGGAAGAAUCAGAUUUUCAAAUAAUGGAAGAGCCCAAGACUUCUAAAAACGAAAAUCAUGAACCAAAGAAGAAUAUUAUUUGUGAAGAAAGCAAAGCAGUUAAAAUUAUAACUAAUCAAACCUUGAAGCCUAGAAAUGAUAAGUCCAUGACAGAAAUUGGGACCAGCUCUCUGAAUAGAAAUAGUAGUAAAAAAACCAAGCAAAAUGAUAUUUGUAUAGAAAAAACAGAAGCUAAAUCAUGUAAAGUAAAUGCUGCCAGUGUUCCAGGCCCUAAAGAUUUGGGGUUAGUACUUCGAGAUCAAAGUCAUUGCAAAGUGAAAAAGUUACCAAAUUCACCCAUGAAAGCCCAGAAGGGAUCUUCACAGACAAAAUUAGAAAAGGCACCUAGUUUACAGGCGAAAGCAGAAAAAGUACCAAAGUCUCCGAAUUUACCAGUAAAAGUAGAGAAAACGCCCUGUACAACAGCAGCAGCAACAACAGAAAAAGCACUUAAUUCACAGAGAAAAGAAGAAAACGUACCCACUUCUCAGAUGAAAUUACAGAAGACACCCAGAUCACCUUUAGAGCCAGAAAAUGUGCCUAGUUUACUGUUGAAAGAAAAUGUGAAACAGACAGAAUCACAACAGACUGGGAAGAAACUUACAAGCUCCUUUGUUUCUAUGGAUAAAAGGAACAGUGCAGCUCUACAAGGAGAGAAGUCAACCCUGGAAAAUUCAUCACUAUCUCAGAAGCAACAGACACAGGCAGAUAAUAUUGCUGAUUCUGAUGACAGUGCUUCAGGGAUGGAAGAUACAUCAGAUGAUUUGAGUAAAAUGAAGAAUGAAGAAUCUAACAAAGAAAAUUCUUCCGAGAUGGACUAUUUAGAAAAUGCCACUGUGAUAGAUGAAUCUACUUUGACACCUGAGCAGAAGCUAGGUUUGAAACAAGCAGAAGAACGUCUAGAAAGAGAUCACAUCUUUCGACUUGAAAAACGCUCACCAGAAUAUACCAAUUGCCGUUAUCUAUGCAAACUUUGCUUAAUUCAUAUUGAAAACAUCCAAGGAGCACAUAAACAUAUAAAAGAAAAACGACAUAAGAAGAAUAUUUUGGAAAAACAAGAAGAGAGUGAACUUCGAUCUCUCCCAUCUCCUUCCCCUGCUCACUUGGCUGCUUUAAGUGUUGCAGUUGUUGAAUUAGCAAAAGAACAAGGAAUAACAGAUGAUGACCUCAGAAUCCGCCAGGACAUUGUGGAGGAAAUGUCAAAGGUUAUAGUGACAUUUUUACCAGAAUGUUCACUGAGGUUGUAUGGUUCAUCUCUGACAAAGUUUGCUCUGAAAAGCAGUGAUGUUAAUAUAGAUAUAAAAUUUCCUCCCAAGAUGAAUCAUCCAGAUCUUUUGAUACAAGUGCUUGGAAUUUUGAAAAAAAGUGCAUUAUAUGUAGAUGUGGAAUCUGAUUUUCAUGCUAAAGUUCCUGUUGUGGUGUGCAAAGAUCGGAAAAGUGGUUUACUAUGUAGAGUAAGUGCAGGAAAUGAUAUGGCAUGUCUCACAACUGACUUACUUGCUGCUCUUGGCAAAGUGGAACCGGUCUUCACUCCCUUAGUGUUAGCUUUUCGCUAUUGGGCUAAGUUGUGCUAUAUCGACUCCCAAACUGAUGGUGGAAUCCCUUCUUACUGCUUUGCUUUAAUGGUGAUGUUUUUUCUUCAACAAAGAAAACCCCCUCUUCUUCCUUGCUUACUUGGAAGUUGGAUUGACGGCUUUGACCCAAAAAGAAUGGAUGACUUUCAGCUGAAGGGCAUAGUAGAAGAGAAGUUUGUGAAGUGGGAGUAUAAUUCAAGCAGUGCAACUGAGAAAAGCUUAAUUGCUGAUGAAAACACAGCUAAGGCAGACCAACCAAAAGAUGACACCAGGAAGACAGAGACAGACAACCAAAGUAAUGCUGUGAAGGCCAAACAUGGCAAAUCUCCUUUAACAUUGGAAGCACCAAAUCAGGUACCCCUUGGACAGUUGUGGUUGGAGCUGCUAAAAUUUUACACACUGGAUUUUGCUUUGGAGGAAUAUGUCAUAUGUGUACGGAUACAAGAUAUUUUAACUAGAGAGAACAAAAACUGGCCUAAAAGACGGAUAGCAAUUGAAGAUCCAUUUUCAGUCAAGAGGAAUGUUGCACGGAGCUUAAACAGCCAGCUUGUAUAUGAAUAUGUUGUGGAGAGAUUCAGGGCAGCUUAUCGAUAUUUUGCCUGUCCCCAAAGGAAGGGUGGAAAUAAAUCUACAGUGGAUCUCAAGAAAAAAGAGAAAGGGAAGCUAAGCAACAAGAAACCAGUGAAGUCUGAUUGCUCGGCAACCAAUGGUUGUGUUCUUGGAGAAAGUACAGAAAAAGUAAAUAUGGAACGAGGCCAACCUCUUAAACAUGAUGAAAUGGAGUUUACGUCACAGAGAUGUAUUGUUGAUAAUGACCGUUUAUUGGUAAAUGAACUAGGUUUGGCUGACCAUGGACAAGAUUCUUCAUCGCUUUCUACUGGCAGUGAAGGCAGUGAAUUACAGCAAAAAUCAGCUGAGAAACAAGGUGAUUUAACACCUUCAGAAACUUCUUUAAAGAAGGAACUCAGCCAGUGUCAUUGCACUGGGACCCCUGAUGGAGCUGGAUCUGCUGGAACAGACUGUAGAUCAAAUUUAGAAAUGGAGAGUUCACAUCAGAUUGUGUGCAACAACAUAUCUGCUACCUCUUGCAACUGCAAAGCUACAGAAGUUGCUUCUGACCUUAUUGAUGAUGAUAACCUCCCCUCCCAGGAAUUAUAUUAUGUGUUUGAUAAGUUUAUUUUAACCUCUGGCAAGCCGCCAACAAUAGUAUGCAGCAUCUGCAAAAAGGAUGGCCAUUCAAAAAAUGAUUGCCCAGAGGAUUUCAGGAAAAUUGAUCUAAAACCUCUACCACCAAUGACAAACCGAUUUCGAGAAAUACUUGAUUUAGUAUGCAAAAGAUGUUUUGAUGAAUUAUCACCGCCUUGCUCUGAACAACACAACAGGGAACAAAUUUUAAUCGGCUUGGAAAAGUUUAUUCAAAAAGAAUAUGAUGAAAAAGCAAGAUUGUGCUUAUUUGGUUCUUCUAAGAAUGGAUUUGGAUUCCGUGAUAGUGAUUUGGAUAUUUGUAUGACUCUGGAAGGCCAUGAGAAUGCAGAGAAAUUAAACUGUAAGGAAAUAAUUGAAAAUUUGGCGAAAAUUCUUAAGAGGCAUCCAGGUUUAAGAAACAUUCUGCCUAUAACUACUGCCAAAGUGCCUAUUGUAAAAUUUGAACACAGGAGAAGUGGACUAGAAGGUGAUAUCAGUUUAUAUAACACAUUGGCUCAACACAACACAAGAAUGCUAGCUACUUAUGCAGCUAUUGAUCCUAGAGUGCAGUACUUGGGAUAUACUAUGAAAGUGUUUGCUAAGCGCUGUGACAUUGGAGAUGCGUCUCGAGGAAGUUUAUCUUCAUAUGCUUAUAUCCUUAUGGUGCUGUACUUUCUGCAGCAACGAAAGCCACCAGUUAUCCCAGUUCUGCAAGAGAUCUUUGAUGGAAAGCAGAUUCCACAGAGAAUGGUGGAUGGAUGGAAUGCCUUUUUCUUUGAUAAAACAGAAGAACUGAAAAAGCGUUUACCUUCACUUGGAAAGAACACGGAAUCACUAGGAGAGCUUUGGUUAGGACUACUUCGCUUCUAUACUGAAGAGUUUGAUUUCAAGGAAUAUGUAAUCAGUAUUCGGCAGAAAAAGCUGCUCACUACUUUUGAAAAGCAGUGGACUUCUAAAUGCAUUGCAAUUGAAGAUCCUUUUGACUUGAAUCAUAACCUUGGUGCUGGUGUUUCUAGAAAAAUGACCAAUUUUAUUAUGAAGGCAUUUAUCAAUGGAAGGAAACUUUUUGGUACCCCCUUUUAUCCACUCAUUGGCAGAGAAGCUGAGUACUUCUUUGAUUCAAGAGUAUUAACAGAUGGAGAAUUGGCUCCUAAUGAUCGGUGUUGUCGUGUGUGUGGAAAAAUAGGUCACUAUAUGAAAGACUGUCCCAAAAGGAAAAGCAGUUUACUGUUUAGACUAAAGAAGAAAGACAGUGAAGAAGAGAAAGAAGGAAAUGAAGAAGAAAAAGACUCCCGAGACCUUCUUGACUCCCGAGACCUUAGGUGUUUCAUAUGUGGAGAUGCCGGACAUGUUCGCCGGGAAUGCCCAGAGGUCAAGAUGGCCCGCCAGAGGAAUAGCAGUGUAGCAGCAGCCCAGCUGGUUCGUAAUCUUGUUAAUGCUCAGCAGGUGGCUGGUUCAGCCCAGCAACAGAGUGACCAGUCUAUAAGGACUAGACAGUCUUCAGAGUGUUCUGAUUCACCAUCUUAUUCUCCUCAGCCUCAGCCUUUUCCACAGAAUUCUCCCCAACCGUCUGCUCUUCCCCCACCUCCAUCCCAGCCAGGAUCCCAGCCUAAGCUUGGCCCACCCCAGCAGGGAGGCCAGCCCCCUCACCAGGUUCAGAUGCCCUUGUAUAACUUUCCUCCAUCCCCUCCAGCUCAUUACUCACCCAUGCACGGUAUGGGAUUAUUGCCAAUGCACCCCCUCCAGAUCCCUGCCCCGUCGUGGCCCAUCCACGGCCCAAUGCUGCACUCUGCACCUGGCAGUACCCCCAGCAAUAUUGGCUUGAAUGAUCCCAGCAUCAUCUUUGCACAGCCUGCUGCCAGGCCGAUGGCAAUCCCUAGCUCUUCUCAUGAUGGACACUGGCCUCGUACCGUGGCUCCCAACUCCCUGGUGAACAAUGGUGCAGUGGGUAAUUCGGAGCCACGUUUUCGAGGACUAAAUCCUCCAAUUCCAUGGGAACAUGCACCACGUCCCCAUUUCCCCCUUGUCCCAGCUUCGUGGCCUUAUGGUUUGCAUCAAAACUUCAUGCAUCAGGGAAAUCCAAGAUUUCAGCCCAAACCCUUCUACGCUCAAGCAGAGAGAUGUGCCACACGUCGCAGUAGAGAGCGUUGUCCCCACCCACCACGAGGAAACGUGUCGGAAUAAUGCCAGCCCACAGCAACCAGCCAAUCCUGAUGUCUCAAGGGUAUCCGUACCUCAGUGUCAGUUACACUCAGCAGAAAAAUUGACAUUUAAGGAAAGGAAAACAAAUCAGGUCCUGAUUUAAAAUUUUAACACACGUUUAGAUAGCUUAUUUAAAUUCUAAGACUGUUUUUAAACACUGUAUUAUUUGUAUAUAAAUAUGAACUAUAGUUUUUACUGGUAUCACUAAAUUGAGUGAUACAAAUUUCAUCUAUUUUAUUACCCUAUUUUUAAGGGAAUUUUAUGUUUUGUUUAACCUUGAUGAAUUGUAUAAAGAGAGAAUUUAAAAAAUUACAUUCUUUAUUUUCUAUUAGCUGUAUUCAUACUUUGGUUGCUUCAGACUUUAUAUAUAUUGUUCUUAAGAAUUAGGAAAGGAUUUCAUGUGUUUUAAAUUUGUCACUUCUAUUCUUUACAGAACCUUGUAGUGCCAAAAACUUUUUAAAAGGUUAAAAAAAAAAUAAAAUUACAACAUAAAGAUUCAAAAAAUUUUUUUCUUUUACAUACUUGUAUAUUGAAUAUAUUCAAACUUGAAUGGAAAGUUGCUUUUUUGUCUGUAUUUGAAGUUCUAUUUUAAGUUAAUAAAUCUUUUUGACAAGA